UCGGCUCUACCUUGUUGGCGGAUAAGACCAGGACUGGCAUGCGACCUCACCCGAUAGUUGUCGUCAACGACGAUGAACAGGACGUGGCUUGGGGUGCGGUGACUUUGGCGUUCUUGUACAGGCAGCUCGGAAUGGCAUCUAGGGCUGGUUGCAAGACCAUUGCUGGAUGCCUCACAUUGCUCCAGACAUGGAUCUAUGAGUACUUCCCCGCUUUCCGCCCUCAUCCUCGCCGAGAUGAUGUGCCAAACACGACUAGGGCGGAGAUGUGGACGCCGAAGAAAGUAGGUCGUGAGCUGGACAGGUUGAUAUCAUUCCGCAAGGUUCUGGACUCAAUGACAGAGACUCAGGUUGAAUGGACUCCCUACAAUUGUGGAGCUGCUGCGUUGCUGAAUGAGCACCCACGCACCACAGUCAUCGGGGGUAUCACCUGCUUUGAUGUUGUGGAGGUGUAUUUGCCGGAGCGGGCAUUGCGACAGAUUGGGUUCGUGCAGUCUAUUCCUCCAGCUCCUAUGAGACCAGCCAAGGCUCUUCGACCGGCACACGGAACCUACUCCGUGACCUUUCCUUCUUCUGCUGCUGCAUUUGUGGAGGCGUGGAGUAGGUUCCCCUACAGUGGCCGCCUUGUUGAGCAGGGACUUCGACGGGCUACUUUUCCUUCAGAGACUGAACCUAAUUACGUUGAAUGGUUCAGAGUUUGCUCGCACCCGUACAUAUCCCGAGACGAAUUGCUGGCUUCCGGUCCUGGUCCUGGUCAGAGCAGAUGUGAUUACUUCGCGAAAGAAUGGGUCAGUCGAUUCUCUCCAGUGGCAAGACUACCUACGCGGCUUGCGGAUUUGAACUCCCGUCAACGACAUGCGUUAGAAAUAUACCUUAAUGAUUGUAGAGAAUUAUAUGAUCAAUGGCAAACUGAUCAAGGGCAAGGCCCUGAAUAGUCUGUACUGAAACUAUUUUACAUUAUUUAUUGCAUUUAAUU
Amaranthus tricolor (Joseph's coat) is the source of this 973-nucleotide messenger RNA. RefSeq names its product protein MAINTENANCE OF MERISTEMS-like. The coding region runs from base 39 to 932 and encodes 297 amino acids. Lineage: Eukaryota; Viridiplantae; Streptophyta; Magnoliopsida; Caryophyllales; Amaranthaceae. The transcript has 3 exons. Gene Ontology annotation, biological process: meristem development; meristem maintenance. The record is from RefSeq and is a predicted model, not a curated record.